Molecule: messenger RNA, 3176 nt
Organism: Harpegnathos saltator (Jerdon's jumping ant)
Lineage: Eukaryota; Metazoa; Arthropoda; Insecta; Hymenoptera; Formicidae
Gene: Cad96Cb
Product: protocadherin Fat 4-like Cad96Ca
Exons: 18
Coding region: 333-2756 (807 amino acids)
Biological process (GO): cell-cell junction assembly; multicellular organism development; cell morphogenesis
Cellular component (GO): catenin complex; adherens junction; membrane
Molecular function (GO): beta-catenin binding; cadherin binding; calcium ion binding
Source: RefSeq, a predicted model, not a curated record
UUGUACUUGCAUCUGUUGCGAGAGUGAAAACAAGUGUGAGUUAAAAAAAUGACCAACCGCAUUGAUCGGUAAAGACUAGCAAGGGUGUGUGAUUCAUAAAGCCCGUUUCAUCGCAAACGACGCUGACUAAUCGAGUGCGUGGUGCGUGGUGAAAGAGGAUUAACCGCCGUGGGAUUUAGCGUGUUCAUGAGAAAAACGAGGAUCUGCUGAGAGGAUUAUUCUUCAGUCUUCCCGCGCAACGAAAUCGCGUAUAUAUGAACGACGGGCUUCUACCGAGCGAAUUUUGUGAUGCGUCGGUCGGCGAGAUCGAUGGACGGUGAUCUUGAACCGCCAUGGGGCGAAACGUAUUGAGGAUCUUGCUGUUCCUCUGUUGCGCGCUGCAGCCGCAUGUCGGCCAACUAAUUCGAGACAAGCGAUGCUUCCUGAAAAGCGGAGACACCGCGGUACAACUCUUCGUCAGCGAGGAUCUGCCCGUUGGCGACAUCAUUGGAACCCUCGAGGUGAUAGGUGACCCAAGCUCGCAGGGUGACAUUGCGCUGAGGUUGGAGGUCACAGACAAGGAUAUCCCCGUCGCGAUCUUGCCGUACUCGAAAAACUUAACGCUCAUCAAACCGCUAGACAAGGAAGGCGAGGAGGGCCCAGCCAUCGUCCUCAUCAACGUCAUCUGCAAGAGGAAACCUCCCUCAGAGUAUGAGGAAAUUAGCAUACCAGUGAACAUUCGCGUGAAGGACGUAAACGAUAACUCACCGCAAUUCAUCAAUGCGCCUUAUGUGCUGAAUAUUUCCGAGGUUACCGUUGUCGGCACAAGAGUUUUGCAAGGAGUUCGAGCCGUGGACGCUGAUCAACCGGGACAGUAUUCCACGGUGCAGUACGCAGUGCUGCCAGGAGCACAUUCGGAGUAUUUCGUCUUUGUGAGUGCCUUGGAAGGUACCCUCGUCCUGAGAAAAUCGCUGGAUUACGAAACUCUCACUAACUUCUCCGUUGGCAUUCGUGCCCAAGACCAAGGUAAUCCACCUCUAUCAUCGACGACAACAUUGUACGUUAACGUUAUCGACGCCGACGAUCAGAAUCCAGCUUUUUUAAACGAACAAUAUAAAGUCAUUGUACCUCGUCAUGUAAAAGAGGGAAAAUCGCUAAGAGUGCUUCCUACGGCGAUAAAGGCCGCUGAUCAAGAUGUUGGUAUAAACGCGCCGGUCCGAUACACGAUUCAAGGUGCGAUUCUUCCUUUCCUGAAUCUGGACUUUAAAACUGCCGAAAUUGCUAUGAUCCGAUCAUUACACGAACACGAGCUAACAUCGCCAGCAACUAUCGUGAUCAAGGCUACCCAAGUGGAUAAUCCUGAUAGAUAUGCUCUUGCCACAAUCGUUGUCUCGCGAGAAGACGGAGUCGGUCCUACAACUGUCGGUGGUCGUUUACCCGUCAAAUUCGUGCUGAAGGAUCAUCAAACAAGCGUGCCGGAGGACACGCCGUCUGGAACAGUCCUUCUAACGACGAGAGUCAACAACACCGGUGCCAAUGAUCUGAGAUUCAGGCUGAUGGGCGCGUCGGAGGACCUCGAGCGAUUCUUCAUCACCAACUCCGGCGAGUUAAUUCUUAGAGGCAAACUGGAUUACGAGCGACGCGUCCAGCAUAAUUUUUUGGUUUACGUCACCGACGGAUAUUAUAAUGACACGUCACGUGUGAACAUCUCGGUCGAAGGUGUGAACGAGUGGGAUCCUCGGUUCCGACAUGCCCGGUAUGAAUUCCACGCGCGUUCCUUGAGAGAAGGCUCCGUCGUCGGGAAAUUAGAAGCGGCCGAUGGCGACAGAGGCGAGAAAGUCAGUCUAUCUCUCAGAGGACCGGAUGCAAGGUUCUUCGAGAUCAGAGAUAACGGGGAAUUGGUGCUGAGAUCGCCAGGUCCUUUCAACGGAUCUCUGGCUCGAUUGGUAGCGGUGGCAUCCGACAGUGGAACGCCAACUAAAUCCGCCACGACCCAGGUGAUCGUACACAUACCGAACGGCGGUUCGUUGCCAAUCGCCGCGAGAGCCGCACCCGCUUGGCUCGGGAGCAGCGUGCUGUUGGUCGCAGUUUUCGCUGCGGUCUUGGGCCUCCUUGGUGUCGUCAUACUGAUCCUCAUUCUUUAUAUUUACAAACACAAAAGACCGAAAAGCGGCGGUUCAGUCAGCUCCGUGGGUACCGGAUAUCGCGAGAAAUCACCAGUGCCCUCGGCUCUAAGCCCGACGCCGCAGGUGCUAGGUGCCAACGUCCUCCAGGACGUCUUGGAAAGCCCACGCAACCGACGUCGCGCGAGCAACAGCAAUGAAAAUGAUAACAUGCAGAACCACAACGACAUCGACAAUCCCGUCCUCGGAGAAGGCAACGGAGAGGGCUCAUACGGCGCCACGAUAAGAAGUAUAGCAUCGGCAAGGCAAUUACCACUGUAUGCUAGACACAAAGUGGCACCCGCCCCGAAUCCGCCGCCAACUUUAUCAGCGACUUCAAACAUCCCCAAUAUCGGUGGACUGGUGCAGAAUAUGAACGACUUGAGUGCUAGGACUAACUUGGAUGCGGGAUCCCACGAUUCUUCCAAUUAUUCCGGAGAUCCCCCAGAUUCUUUGGCGCCAGCGUGGCCUUCCAGCUCGGUUUUACCGAGGAUCAAAAAGCUAUCCUGGGACGACGACGACAGAACUGUGGACAGUGUCGAGGUUGCGGCAGAAACGCGCGCCGGAAGCAGUCAGACCGGCAACGAGAGGCUCAAUCUUACCGUGUACUUCUAACGAACGAUUAUUGUUAAGACGAGAGAUGUUCCCCGAUUGUGAAUAGCCAGUGCGAAUUACGAAUGAUUGUCAUAAAUACUGUUCGACCAGUCCAAGUUAAAUAAAGUCUCGCUGAUGCCGGAAUUCUAUGAAUGAACUUGGGCGCAUUUGCAACACAAUGCGACCUCACACGCGUGUGUUCGGUCCACGGAACAUCUGUGCUAUCGUCUGUUGUCCUGUGUUGCAGCUUAUUAGCGUUAACUCGCAUUAUCUCGAAUAGAUUAUGUUUGCGAUCUGUUGGCCGUGCGACAUCGAUCUCUGAUGUUGUAGAAUGUAGGUAUUGAUAAUUGCUGAGAGAGAGCGGAACAAUGAAAAUGCUGCAGAGGAUAUAAUACAGAGGAAGGAAUUUGAAAGAAUUUCAUAUUAAAUAUGAAAAAAUAG